AUGCGACUUCUUCAGAAAGCUAGGAUACGGAGAUCUCGUACACAAAUUCAUGAGAUAAUCUUUUCAUCUCUUGACAAACCCAGGCUCCUUAAUAAGCUGUCUACAUUGCUUUCUGAGAUUGGACUGAACAUCAGAGAAGCGCAUGUUUUCUCAACAAAAGAUGGCCAUUCACUUGAUGUUUUUGUAGUUGAUGGUUGGGAUGUUGUGGACACGGUGGGCUUGCAUAAGGCGCUAGAGGCAUCAAUUUUAAGAAACAUGGUUUCAUGGUUUGGCUUCGAGUCCUUAAGUUUACAACCAUUCAGUGCAGAAGAUUGUGUAUCGGAUAUUGACAUAACACUUCUGAGCAUAAAAAGGAAGCUCACUUCUGGAUCGUGUGGAGAUGCGUUUCUUGGCACUUAUGGUGGUGAGGAGGUUUCUGUUAAAGUUCUAAGAUAUGCGGAUCUGAGUCAGAUUCUUUGGAAAGAAUUUAAGGAUGAAAUCCUCAUGUUAAGGGAAGUUGAUCAUGCCAAUACUUUUCGAUUGGUUGGUUCAUGCACAAAGCCACCUCAGUUUUGCACAAUUACAGGUUAUGAAUCAGCAGCAUUAUGUUGGCCACGCAGCAGAUGUUUACAGUUUUGCUAUUUUACUUUGGGAGCUAAUGACAUCCAAGGGAACACGUCCCCAGCUUCCAGAAAAUGCACAUCCCAGGCUAUUAACCCUGAUGCAGAGAUGUUGGGAAGCCUCCCCAUCUAAACGCCCGUCAUUCUCAGACGCAAUUACUGAACUAGAGGAUAUUCAGGCGGAAGCUCAGGGAACAACAUCAGGGCAGAGGAGCCCGGGCGAAGAGAAACCAAGACACGGAAGCUGGACCCCUCAGCUCCUACUCUUUGAUGGAUUACUGACGUUAGAGAAAGUAGCAUCUCACCUUCGGCCUGGUUCUGUCGGUACUUCUUGGAGCCGCAUUUCUCAGUCUUGUUCUCAUUUUUCCUCACGGCUUUGGUCUCAUUUUUUCUUACAUAGAGCGAAACAGAAUUAUCUGCAUGUUGGGUUUUGCAAGUUUCAGUUUGAUGUGUGGAUCCGGAUGGGAUUUCGCUGUCCAUCGAUCAAAAUGGUGGUGGAUGCGAGUGUUGAUUACAAUGUACAGUUACAUUGAGAGAGUUCCAUACUACAUGGCAUGUUCCAGGUUCCUUCUGUAGUGUACUUGGGGAUUGGGAAUUUGGGAGCCGCAUUUCUCAUGUAAAUGAUCAGCGCUUUAUAAUUUCUGUUUUCUAGCACUUGGUUCGUUGCAACGACAAACGUUUUUGUUAAUAGAUAUAGGGAAAUCGCGCCGCGCCUUGCUCAAAAUAUGAGCUAAGACCUAGGACAGAGUUACUACUCCCAGUCUACCAGAGGCCACGAAUAGCUUGCUGUACAACAAAGCGAUGGAAGGCAGACAAUGCUUGGUUCUUGAUUGAGGGCACACCCAAGUAGCAACUGUUACGAUUACACAGAAGACAUGACCAAUUGGACUAAUCAAGAUGAUAGGAAAUCUAUUCUUAUUAAACAAAAUUUAUUUGCGAUACCAAGACCAAAAGUAACCCUGACACGCAAGUCACCACAUUUUGGUAGCAACCCUGCGUAUCAACAUGGCGACUAACCCGGUGUUCGGAGUCAUUCUGACGCUUACAAUCUGGAACUGGUAACUAAACUCUCUACGAAGCAGAAUGGUGUGCUAGAUGGUUAAACCAGAAUACACUUUUGACAGUCACAACAUGCUGGCAGCUAUGCGAGUCGCAGACGAUGCAUUGCAACCGUGUGAUCAAGGCUUGACAUAACAGAUUACGCAGCUAGACUAUAUAAGUAC
Molecule: messenger RNA, 1822 nt
Organism: Brachypodium distachyon (stiff brome)
Lineage: Eukaryota; Viridiplantae; Streptophyta; Magnoliopsida; Poales; Poaceae
Product: serine/threonine-protein kinase STY8
Exons: 10
Coding region: 1-732 (243 amino acids)
Biological process (GO): protein phosphorylation
Molecular function (GO): [protein-PII] uridylyltransferase activity; protein kinase activity
Source: RefSeq, a predicted model, not a curated record